Messenger RNA from Clupea harengus (Atlantic herring), 1198 nucleotides. RefSeq names its product exosome component 2 (gene exosc2). The record is from RefSeq and is a predicted model, not a curated record. Gene Ontology annotation, molecular function: RNA binding. Gene Ontology annotation, biological process: poly(A)-dependent snoRNA 3'-end processing; CUT catabolic process; exonucleolytic trimming to generate mature 3'-end of 5.8S rRNA from tricistronic rRNA transcript (SSU-rRNA, 5.8S rRNA, LSU-rRNA). Lineage: Eukaryota; Metazoa; Chordata; Actinopteri; Clupeiformes; Clupeidae. Gene Ontology annotation, cellular component: nuclear exosome (RNase complex); cytoplasmic exosome (RNase complex).
GCGUCACUAACAACAUCACCCUGCCGAAGCAUGGCCGCGGACAUGAGAUUGCCGACUGUUCGGAAGCAAGUAUCUCUUUCUGGUUCCAAAAGUGCAAUAGCCAGCCUUGUUGUUCCUGGAGAUGUUAUUACAACAGACACUGGGUUUAUGCGGGGCCAUGGGACCUAUCUAGAUGAAGAAAAACUCACUGCCUCUGUCGCUGGGGAGGUCGAGAGGGUUAACAAACUCAUUUGCGUUCGUCCUUUAAAGACCAGAUAUAACGGUGAAGUUGGUGAUGUGGUUGUUGGAAGGAUUACGGAGGUGCAACAGAAGCGAUGGAAAGUGGAGACCAACUCCCGCCUGGACUCUGUGUUGCUCCUUUCUGCCGUUAACUUACCUGGUGGAGAGCUGAGACGGCGAUCAGCAGAGGAUGAGUUGUCCAUGAGAGACUACCUUCAGGAGGGUGACCUCAUCAGUGCCGAGGUGCAGGCUGUCUUUUCUGACGGAGCGCUCUCUCUCCACACUCGCAGUUUGAAAUAUGGAAAGCUGGGUCAAGGUGUUCUAGUUCAGGUGUCCCCUUCGCUCGUGAAGAGACAGAAAACCCACUUUCACUACCUGCCCUGUGGGUCGUCCAUCAUAUUAGGGAACAAUGGAUUCAUAUGGCUCUACCCCACUCCCGGACAACAGGACGAAGAUGCUGGAGGAUACUACACCAGCAUAGAGCCCGUAGCCCUGUCAGAUCGGGAGGUAAUAUCCCGACUGAGAAACUGCAUUCUUGCCCUGGCUGCCCACAAAGUCAUGCUGUUUGACACAAGUGUGCUGUACUGCUACGAGUCCUCCCUCACACACCAGAUUAAAGACAUUCUAAAACCAGAGGUCAUGGAAGAAGUGGUCUUGCAAACAAGGCACCGGCUGGCAGACCAGGAAGGUUGAGACGUGUGUCACGUGAUGGAUGACGUUCUGCCUCUUUACACACCCCUGACUGCAAUACUAAGGCUAAGGAUUCUCUGCAUUCCAAGCAAGCUGACCCUUAACAACAGUAAUUUGUUUACUGUAAAAUAAGUUCCAUGGAAAACAUUUGUCAUCACCGUCAUUUCCUUUUGUUGUUGAAAUGGACAGAGGAUACUGCCAUUCAGUGAGGGAUGGUGUAUUAUAACUUUUGUAUGUUUUCUUGUAAAAAAAAAAAAAAAAUCUUGUAAAAACAAAAUACUGAAACAUC